Molecule: messenger RNA, 707 nt
Organism: Urocitellus parryii (Arctic ground squirrel)
Lineage: Eukaryota; Metazoa; Chordata; Mammalia; Rodentia; Sciuridae
Gene: Sncb
Product: synuclein beta
Biological process (GO): synaptic vesicle endocytosis; chemical synaptic transmission; synapse organization
Cellular component (GO): cytoplasm; neuronal cell body; axon terminus
Molecular function (GO): cuprous ion binding
Source: RefSeq, a predicted model, not a curated record
CAGCCGCCGCUCCAUCCCCAGCCCGGGCCCCGCAACCAGGCCGCCAGGAUGGACGUGUUCAUGAAGGGCCUGUCCAUGGCCAAGGAGGGCGUCGUGGCCGCAGCCGAGAAAACCAAGCAGGGGGUCACCGAGGCAGCUGAGAAGACCAAGGAGGGAGUCCUCUACGUCGGAAGCAAGACCCGAGAGGGGGUGGUACAAGGUGUGGCCUCAGUGGCUGAGAAAACCAAGGAGCAGGCAUCACAUCUGGGAGGAGCUGUGUUCUCUGGGGCUGGGAACAUCGCAGCAGCCACAGGCCUGGUAAAGAAGGAGGAGUUCCCCACCGACCUGAAGCCAGAGGAAGUGGCCCAGGAAGCUGCUGAGGAGCCGCUGAUUGAGCCCCUGAUGGAGCCAGAGGGGGAGAAUUAUGAGGAACCACCUCAGGAGGAAUAUCAGGAGUAUGAGCCAGAGGCGUAAGGGUCCAGAACGGCCCCCCACCAGCAGCACAAUUCUUUCCUUGUCCCUGCCCGCCUCCCAGAACCAGGGCUGUCCCUCUACCCCGUCCCCCAAAACACGAGAUCUUCCUUCUGCUCUGAGGAGCCCUCUCAGAGCCUGUGUUUGUGUCUGUCUGUCUGUCCUACCUGCCCGCGUCCAACCCUGGGCGUGAACCCGGCUGGGGCUGGGGCUGCAGCUGUGGCUGAGAGUCUCUCCUCACCAGUGUUGCCCCUUCC